Messenger RNA from Drosophila serrata, 1096 nucleotides. It is a transcript of the gene regucalcin, whose product is annotated as regucalcin. Gene Ontology annotation, molecular function: calcium ion binding; gluconolactonase activity. The record is from RefSeq and is a predicted model, not a curated record. NCBI's taxonomy places the organism in Eukaryota, Metazoa, Arthropoda, Insecta, Diptera, Drosophilidae. Gene Ontology annotation, biological process: L-ascorbic acid biosynthetic process.
UCAGUUUAAAGUCGAAAUCCCAAGAAGUCAGAGGCAGCCGCACGCACAAUGUUCCAGUUCCAGUCUUCCAGUUUCCAGAUAAUCGUGGCUAUGACGUUUUUCUUGGGACUCACGAUGUCCUACAAGAUUGAACCUCUGCCCGAUUCCUACGCUGGCCUGGGCGAGGGUCCUCACUGGGAUGUGGCCCGCCAGAGCCUCUACUUUGUGGACUUGGAGGCUGGCAGCCUAAUGCGCUACGACUAUAAGCAGAACAAGACCUACAAGACGAAGAUCGAGGGCGAGACCCUAGCCGGAUUCGUUUUGCCUGUGGAGGGACGUCCACAGGAGUUCGCUGUGGGUUGCGGCCGCCGUGUGGUGAUCGUCAACUGGGACGGAGUUUCGCCCACCGCCAAGGUGGUGCGCACACUGUUCGAGGUUCAGCCACUGAUGGACAAGAACCGGCUGAACGACGCCAAGGCCGAUCCUCGUGGCCGCUUCUUUGGCGGCACCAUGCGCUACAUUGGUGACGAGUUCGAGUUCCGCCACGGCGAGCUGUACCGUUGGGAGGCCGGCGGCCAGACCUCUGUGAUCAAGGGCGACGUGGGCAUCUCCAAUGGUUUGGCCUGGGACGAGAAGGCCAAGAAGUUCUACUAUAUCGAUACCACCGACUACGAGGUGAAGUCCUACGACUACGACUUUGACACGGGCAUCGCUAGCAAUCCUAAGGUGAUCUUCAACCUGCGUAGGAACAAUCCCAAGGACCAUCUGCUGCCCGACGGUUUGACCAUCGACAUUGAGGGCAAUCUGUAUGUAGCCACCUUCAAUGGUGCCACCAUCUUCAAGGUGAACCCGAGCACUGGCAAGGUCCUGCUGGAAAUCAAGUUCCCCACCAAGCAGAUCACAUCGGCGGCCUUUGGAGGACCCAACUUGGACAUCCUGUAUGUGACCACUGCCGCUAAGUUCGACCAGCCGUCGCCUGCUGGCACCACCUACAAGGUGACUGGCCUGAAUGCCACCGGCCACCCUGGUGUCAACCUGAGGGUCUAAACCACAAGCCGUAAACUCUGUUCACAUGUACCAUUCGAAUUCAAGUGCAAUUAAACUAUUUAAAGUACAA